Bombus huntii is the source of this 8240-nucleotide messenger RNA. Its product is annotated as ras-related and estrogen-regulated growth inhibitor-like. The coding region runs from base 2299 to 2934 and encodes 211 amino acids. Lineage: Eukaryota; Metazoa; Arthropoda; Insecta; Hymenoptera; Apidae. The record is from RefSeq and is a predicted model, not a curated record. The transcript is spliced from 5 exons. Gene Ontology annotation, molecular function: GTPase activity; GTP binding.
AUAUUCCUACGUUUCGUAUCUUCUUACGUAGAAUCGUAUCAGAUAGUAUUAUCGAAAGCAGGCAAACACGAGUAACAUCUGUUCGCUGUUUAAUAUUUACAUAUCGUGCUCGGCCUUCUGGAGGUCGCGUCGAUAGGGAAUUUAAUGGGAGUCCAUUACGCUUGAUUUAUGGUCUGAAAAUGUAAUUCAAGAUAGCGCUUUCGUUUGAAUACAAACUCUUCUCGCUUGGAGUACGCCUGCAGCGUGUAAGACUGUGCGCAUCUGUCAUCGGACGGGCACCAUAUAGUAGCUAUCAGCGAUAAAAUAUUUAACCUGCAAAUGAGCUCGGUCGGUGUACGGGUUAUCUGUAAAGGACACGCCGAGAAGUGAAACCACGCACGAUUUCCCGGUCGUCAAUAAAUAAAUAUCAAAAUACAAUACAUUCACGCGUAGUAUUCCCGAAUAUUUGAAUUUCAUUUCGUGACGAGGUUAUAUACCAUAAAGAACAAUAUAUUAUUUCAUUUUCGCGGUCGUAUGAUGUACGACGGAUGCUAGAGUGUGUUAUCUAAUCUACGUGACUUAAACCGGCAAAGAAACGAAACAUAAAUUGAUACACGACACCAUUUACGGGUCCGACACGAAAUCUCGUAACUCUCGUGAAAAUAUAAUUCAACGACCGUGCGAUAUGUCUCUUGUUUUCUGAAAAUACGCGAGUAUUCGCGCCGGAUUCUCAUCCGCGCCAGGUUCCGUAAAAUUCUAACACAACUUUUACCAGUGUUCGCGUGUGAAACGGUGAUUUGUCAGCGGUUUCGUUCGAUAUAGAAAAAGUAAAAAGCGGAAGAUAGAAAAAGGAAGAGAAAGAAAGACGCGUACCGGAAAAAUUUGAUGAAAGAAAAAAAAAAAAGAAAAAGAAAUUCGAGCGGCGCGACGUAGGAAUUGCAGGGGAGCACGUGGGCGGUGCUUGAAGUCUAGUUCUGCGCGCCUCUCGCUUCCAGUAUUCGUCUGCCCGUCCGAGGGAGCGCGAGUGUUACUCCGUUGUAGCAGUGGCGCGCGCGCGCGCGCCUUCUAGCCUUUUUUCGUAAUCCGGACGAGAGGCCGACGUUGGCGGCGCCAAGCGAGAAGAGAAGAUGAGGAGGGAGGCCGUCGACCCGUUAUAAAUGGAACUAGCAAGACAGCAUUUCUUGAAUCGUUUCUUCUGUUAUUAUUCGCAGCGUGUCGGCGCACUAGCCCGCAUGUUUGUCCGCGGCGUUACCAGAACCUGCACAUCCUCCGAUAUUAUUAUCACCGUGGUCCAAAGGAUGCAGUCGAAUCGUGGCGACCGUGGAAAGUGAAGUUUUCGAAAGGAAAAAAGAGAAAUCGAAGGAGCGAGAAAUCGACGGACAGAAAGUGGUAUUUUUUGAUGACCAGGCGACCAGUGUGAAACUCUUGACGGGCACGAAUUAUAGUGGCGCCUUUUUAGUGAGCGCGAAAGAGAAGAAAUUUCAAAAUUCGAGAUAUGCCCGUGGCGACAUACGGUGUACGAUUCUGGAAGUUCGCAAACGGUGAUAAGUGGACAAAGUUCGAAGAUCGUGUUUUACCUGUUGUUCGGUCGAUAAUAUACGGCGAGUCUCGGUUUCGCGGUUGCACGCUCGUUUAAAUUGGCUGUCACAAUUCGAGACGCUCGGUGCCGACUUGUUCGCGAGAAGAUUGCGACGGUCGAGCCAGUGAAUCACAUCUGAGAGCGACAUUUCGAAAGAUCGAUGUGUCGUCGGGUCUAAAAAGGUGGCUCUUACUCAACGCCGUUUAUCGCGCCAUUGGGGAGCGCGUGCUUGGAAUGAAUGCCGCGUUUUCAACCGCUAUGUGAAGUUGUCCCUACAGUUUGAACGUGAUUAGUGGAUGCGCUACAAGAGACCGAGUGUCACCGGUUGCUUUGCAAUGUGAGUAAAUAGAAACUUUGUGUAGAGACAGAAGAACCGAGGAACAAAUCAAACAACCACUCUUUAGAGGUUUUGUUGUCGUUUGAAUAUCGUUGACCCGAUGUGAAUGUAUUCGAAGGAAAUAUUCGCGUCACUUCUAUAAAGGUUAGUUACGAUAUUUUUGUCCGUGAACGUUUACAUUUUUCGACAAAAUAUAUUUCUCGUGAAUCGUUUAGUGACGGGGUUCGUAUAUGUAAACGUUUAUUCGCGAUUCUUCUCUCGUGUAUGUGUGUGAUGUGAAUGGACUUUAAUACGGUCGAAACGAAAGAAACUGUAGGUCGAGUGAAAAGUAACACGAACAGUGUUAAUCGGACAGCAUAUGAUGUGCAAGCGCGGCUCGAACGACACCUAACAUCCACGUCUGAUGACAAACGUGAACAGGAUCAGGGUGGUCGUCCUCGGCGGCCCCAGAGUCGGGAAAUCAGCCGUAGUAGUGCGGUAUUUGACGAGGCGAUACAUCGGCGAGUACAGCUCAACCAGCGAUUUCCUGUACCGGCACAGCGUUACCAUCGAUAACGUUAGUACCGAGGUGGAGAUACUGGACACUUCCAGGUGCGAGGAAAAUGGUUGUCUUUACUCUCACAUACGAUGGGGCGAGGCUUUCGUGGUCGUUUACAGCGUGACGUGCAAACGAAGUUUUCAGGAAGCUCGCGGAUUGCUGAAGCAACUGGCUGACUUACGUCUACCAUCCUACUUCACUGCUCUGUUGCUCGGCAACAAGAGAGAUCUGGAUCAUGCUCGAGAGGUAUGCGUGGACGAGGGGCAACAGUUAUCGCUGGCGCAUGGAUGUCAAUUCUACGAGGUCAGCGCGGCGGAGAGUCCUGCCGGCGCGGCUCUCGCGUUCCAGGCGCUGCUCCGAGAGGCGAGGUCGGUGCAGCUGCUACGAGCGCUUCCGAUCCGCCGGAAGUUGGGCGUUCACUCGGUAUCAAGGGUACUCGGCACGAUCUUCGGCAAGAACACGACGAAAGAUCGGAAAAAGAGGCCCUCGUUGAGCAUAUGACGCCUCCUCUGCGCCCUCCUCCUCGGAGGUCGUGACGAACCCGACAGGAGAACCGACGUGGUCGUUCUCACCAGCAACGUCUACUCCAAUCGCUGACGAGGACAUCGUUAAGAAAUCGUCUGACCAACAUGAAUCAGUCACGGUGACUCAAAUUUUCCUCUCGAAGGACACGUUUAAGAAGAUGAAGAAGAGAAGAGGAAGAAUAUGUUUGGUGUUCUCUGGACGCGACACAGUUCCUGGCGUCUUGAUUCGUCUUCAAGAAUGAUCCUGAGGAACGCUGGGACGUUGCCUGGCGGACAGGUAAAGAAAACGCAUCUACGGUAGAACCUCGAUUGGCGUAGAAUUACGAAAACGCAAGGGACUGAAAGUGCACAGGUGUCGAGGUUCGUGCAACGAACGAGGUAACCGAUUGGACAGUUUACUGUACUUUUGUUAUGGUGUUCGUGACGAGACUAGGUUGCAGCGGAUGUACGUUUUGACGAAUUGUCGUUCUGAUCCGUGAAACGUAUGCUCGUAAGUGGACCGCAGAUUCUUGUACAAAUUUGUAUUUCGCAGAGUAUCAUUCAAGAAAUAGUGGAACUUCGCGCUUUGAAAUUUUACGUAAAUGUAUGAAAGCCCGCGUUAUACUCGUAAGAACAUAGAUAUAUCCAUAUUUGAUUGCCCCGACGUAUUCGUCAGAACACGCAUCCACCUUCACCACGGUGCGAUUAUAUCAGUUGCGAUUGGAUGUCUCAUAUCGCCGCUCUUGGUCCCGUUUGUUCGUAACCGAUUACGAGAUGCUAUCCUCACAAUGCGUUGCGGAAUAUAACGAGCGAUGUACUUGCGCGGACGAUCGAGGUUCUACCGUGUAUCAUCUCCCAGAAGAAGCUUCGUGACGUAAAAAGGAAAGAUAAUUGUACUUUCUGAGCGGACGAAUGCGAUCAUUUUGUUGACUGUUCGUCGUUGGGUAGAGGGAGGCAGAGGGCGCAGGAGGCGCGUAUCCGAACACCAGCUUCGUUUCACGUGCAUGGAGUUUCGGGAGUUCGAUCGAAAAACGAGAAAAUCGUCGACCGGAGAAAAUAGCUGUUUCCCUAGGGGAACUAAAUGCAGGCGUUCUUGCGUCAGAUUCUCGUGUGUUUACAGACGUUUUCAUUUAACGUUCGAUGGUGAAAAUGGACAGUGAAUCGAAGAGGAGGAGGAGGAGGACAGUGUGAGAGAUUGUUACGAGCGUGGAAAACGACGAAUCGCAAGAAAUUGAUAGCGAGUAAGGUGGUCUUUGUUCGUCGAGUGCUUCGUGUUCGUUUUCCUUUUAUUUUUCUCCCUUCUUUUCCCUUUCUACGUUCUUGUCGGUGUUGCAGUGGUCGAAUCGUAUCUCCUUCGAGGUGGAUGGAGAAUCGGCGAUACGCGCGUGCGACUGCUGUUCCUGAAGGGUUGUAGCUUUAAACGUGACCGGAAGUCGAGGUGAUUCUCUCAUCAGGGUGCAUCGAUACCGAUUCGUAUGAUUACUGUCGAGAAUCGUGAGAAACGUCUCGCUCACUUGAGAUUGUUUCGGUGUAUUUAUUUGUUUCGAGUAAUGCGAGGUAACGGAGUGUACUCGUUGCUGUUGAGCAACUGAAAAGAUGGUUAAAUCGGAUUUUUAAAUGGGAAGCUACAGGAUCGUUAGAAAUAAUUUCGAUGUACGCUUUGUUAGAAACAAAGUGAAAUAAAAAGAAGAAAGAACGAAAUGUUUUCUUAACGUUGUAUCUUGCUAGAAGAUAUUAUUUCGUAUGAAUUUAUUUAUUUUUCUAGUUGAGCCCUACUUCUCUCUACUUUCUUUUUCAUGCAUAUAUACAUGACAUACGUUUUCUAUAAAUAUUGUAAUUUUGGUCAAUGAGAUAUCGAUAGAAUUAUGUAGAUUUAAUUUUAUUAAGUAUAUCGAACGUACGGUAGAAAUUGAAAGAGAAAUAAGAUACACGGUCGAGAAAUAUUCCGUUCACUGAUUUCGUGUCUUGUACAGGCAUUGAAAUCACCAGAUUCUCUCGCCUUUGCAACGCUCUUGUAGCUUCUCGAAUAAACUCUUGAAAUUUCGCUUAAUCUUUCGUCAAUCUUGUCUCCUAACGAUGAAAGGCUUAAUAAAUAUAAAGGACGUAAAACCGGUAAUUAUCAAAGACAAGUUGUACGUAAUUUACCAUUUUUCAAUGUAACCUACGGAUAACAUAGCCAUUAAUGAAAAUCGUAAAACGGCGGAUUAAUGUCUUCUGACGCAAAGGUAGACGUCCAUGUAGAAUUAUGAUUUCCAAUUCUCAUACACAUUUCGAUUAUACGAAUGCAAUUAGGAAGCAUCUUAGAAGAUAUUUUAUUUCCAUAGACGUACGAGUGGAAGUAAUUGGAAAAUGAAUUACGCAAUGAACUAUGUACUGCGUAUGUACGUAUUAUGCAUUAUUACCAACAUUAUUUCGCUUCAUGCUCAAAAGUUUCGCCAUUUCAAUAUUUCUAUUUAAUAUAUCAGCCACUCUUGUCGACGUUUUUCCAAAUACUGCGAUCUCGGUUCUUCCGAGGUCUCGAAUCAGACGUUCUCUAAAUAUUCUUCGAGUCUACAUUUCCUCGAAUAUUCCAAACUUCGACUGACAUCGACGAAACGAGUUGUUCAUUUUCUUAAGAAAUUAACUGCGAAGAUUCGAUUUUUCUACGACCCUUGAACAUUGCUCGACCAGUUUCACGAAAUAUCGAUCGAAAGAUUAAGCGAGAUCUCGAGCUUUCGAAGCGCGACAGACACCCGAUGAGAGGAUUCCGCGUUUCACGCGACACGUUAUCGUCCUACGCGACAAGCUUCACCGAUUCUGCGCUCGUUUCUCGGUCGCGGGACCGGAAACGCGCCGUGAGCGCGGGGACUGGCGCCGCGUUCCAAACGAAACCCGAUAGUCUUUCAAAUAAUCUUUCAAAUUUCGCAGCUGUGGUCGAACGAAGGACAUUCGAUGGCGACAACGCUGCAAAAUCUCGACUCGAUCGCGCUCUGUCUUCUAAAGAAUGUUAAUUCUAAAGAAUGGAAGAUUUGUAUCGUAUCUUGAGCGAUUAGGUCACGUGUAUGUGGAAUCGUUGAACAAUUGAGAAACGAGGAGAAGCACUCGGGAAAUUAUAAUAAAUCGUUCGAUUGAAUAAGAAAUUGACAGUAAAUCGACUCGUAAGUAUUUGUCUAGUAUCGCCUUUCAGAGUUUAGUUUGCUUCGCGAACGUGGUCACGCUGUUUCGCACCUAAUUUUGCGCGAAAGAAGCUAUAGUUUUGGCGGCUACCUACUUCUUGAUCGAAUAAACGAAAGGAACGAACGUUCGAACGAAAGGAUUUCAAGGAUAUAGAGACUGUCGCCAAAGGAUUCAGCAUCAGCGAACACUUUCGAACGUUGGAAAAGAAAGAACGUUGAAACUGAAAUUGCCAAUCGAUUAUUAAAAAUAAAUCUGCAUUCUUAUUUACUUUGACGGCUCUCCUGGUUUCCGACUGUCAGGAUUCCAACGCAGGGAUGUGAUACCUUUGAAUGGAAACGAGACGUGGGUCUCCGUUCUCGAGAUCGAACUUCCGGCUUCCGAGUAAUCGAUUCGACAACCUUAAUGUUCCUACUGAAAGUAGCCUAAGUGUACAUAGCGCACAUACAUUCGCCGAGCGUGAAACUCCCGAGAAGAAGCUCGAGGGUUCGAUCGAUGCAUAGAUUCGUAAGGUGAAACGAGAAUGAGAAGCAUAAGAAAAUGGUCCAGCGUGGCGGACUGACUAUUACGAAGCUCUUAAGGCUAACCACGCGUCGAACUCAGAGUAAACUUUUCGAUUACAUUGUUGUGUUAUUUUCUUCAACACUCAAAUUUGCCAGACUUCUUCGCAGUCAAAAUGUUUCUCGCGUUAUCGUACUUGUAUUUGCGAUAGACGAGGACCAUUCUGCAUUCGCGACAAAUUUAACGAUAUAAAAAUAAUACGGAGAAAUAUAUCUUUUGGUGGAGGAGCAAAAGGAGUAUCAGACAGAAUUACAAGUUUCUCAGAGAUUAUCACAGUUAUGAAACUCUCGUAAAUUGUUAGAAACUCUUGUAAACUUGCAAGAUUAAAACACUUGUGAUAUCGUAUUUAAGAUGCGACGUGAGAUGAGGUGUUAGAUUUUCGUUAUGUUACUGGAAUCUCUGGCGAAGGGAGAAAGAAGUGAAAUUGAUUUGUGUUAUUGGAACCAUAAGCGGAAGACCGCAACGUGGAAAGUAUUAACGUAUUUAUUUUACGUUUAGUAAUCUGUCGAACGAAAGACUUGUAUCGUCUCAUCGGCCCACCAGAGAUAUAAAGUACCCGAAGUAAAAUAUUAUCCGCUGCAUUCAUGUCGAUGUCGCGUGCAUAUCGUAGAAACACGCGUCGAAUCGAAUGCGAGAUACGCGCGGAUCACGCCUGUAUUUUGUCACUCUGAGUUCAAUAUGAAACUAGGUCGAAGGAAUUUAUCAUUGUGGGGCUAGUGAACGGUUUCAUUGACUAGAUGAUAAAUGAAACCGACGAUUCGUAUUCUCAUUGCGAAUUCGUGUUAUUGUUCGUUUUUCUCUCGGCGACAAAACGACCGCCAUUACAGGUUGGAGCAUUUUUUUUUUUUUUUUGUAAAAAAGUAAAACUGGAAAAAAAGGAUCGUUCUUUUUUCUACGGUUAUAGCAAACGCGACUUGGAUCGUGUUUUUAAGGUUCUUAAGUGUAAGUCAUGUUGUACGUAUAGUUCUUUCAGUGCCUUUUAUAUUGUCUCCAGUGUUGGGUGUACGAGAGUUCAUUUCGCCUCGCCGAUAUACCUUCUCUCGGUCUUUUCUUUCGUUUAUUUUAUACUUUGCAACUUGAUACGAUACACGAGACAAAUUAUACCGUGUAAAAAUUAUUAGACAGCUCUGCGUGUCAUUUUUUCUGUAAUUGGUUUUCUGUAUUUCUAUAAUCUCGUGGGAGCAUCGUUUGAUUCGCAGUCGAGGAUGAUCGUAAUCUUCGUUCGAUCUAUUUAUGGCGAAAGGAUCUCAACGCAGAUGGAGCGAUGAAUAUUUGUAAGUAAAGUUGCGUUAACGACGAAAGAGAGUGAAGAGGAAGCGUUAGCUGAGAGACAGGCGAAGAGAAAAGGUUUAUCCGCGAGCCGUGUAACCGAGGGAUGAAAGUAUGUGCUUCCAGAGCGUGCCUAAAAAAAAAAAAAAAAAAAAAAAAUCGAUACAUUCCAAAACGUGUGAAAUCUACGUGGUAAAUCCAUAAAACGGGCGUGAGUGUGUCAUGCGAUUUUUCCGAAUUCUGGCCGAUAUCGAUCGCUGUAUUUUAAGUGCUAGUCACUUGUUAUCGUAAAUUGAGAAAGAAUAAAAUUCUUUUGUUAAA